This is a messenger RNA of Plutella xylostella (diamondback moth), 1674 nucleotides long. Lineage: Eukaryota; Metazoa; Arthropoda; Insecta; Lepidoptera; Plutellidae. The record is from RefSeq and is a predicted model, not a curated record.
GGUUAUUUUGAUUUGAGGUUAUUUUUGAUGUUUAGUGAUUUGUAAACAUUUUUAAUAAAAUAUUUAUUUUCUAGUUACUUAAAUAAUUUAACCGAAGAAAGAUACACCGAACAAAGCAAUGAACACUUGUAAAUUAUUAAAUAAAAAUGCGGUCCGAACACUAAAAAGAUUUUUGUAUCUACAGCAGAAUAUGUGUGGUUCGUCAUGUGCAGCAACACGAUGUUGGAAAUGGGAUAUACCAGAAAGAUUUUCAAAUCGCAAUUUCUUAUCAACGAAUUAUGCCAUAAUGGUCCUAAACCGGCCUGUAUGUCAAGAUAAAGUCUUCAUAGAGAAUUUGUGGAAUAAUGCAAUUGUAAGAAUAACAGUAGACGGGGGUACUUCAAAAUGGGACAACUAUGUCAGAAAUCUACCUCAUGAGAUGCAGACAAAUAUGAAAAGACCUGACUUGGUUACUGGAGACUUUGACUCAAUAACAGAAGACACAUUGGAGAAAUAUAAAAAGCAAGGCCUGAGGCCAGCACCUUUUGCCGACCAGCCAAGUGUAAUAGUUCACACUCCAGACCAAAACCACACAGACUUUACCAAAGCUCUAAUGGAACUCUACACUUACUGCCAGAGCAAUGAAUUACUGUUGGACCACGUGAUUGUUCUAGGUCAAGCGUCAGGCCGCCUGGACCAAAUACUAGGGAACAUUCAGACUCUGUUCCUUGCUAAAGAGCAGAGCCUCUUAGGCCAUUCCACCGGACUCUACCUAUUGUCUGAUGAUGCAUUGUCGUGGCUUCUCAACCCUGGAGACCACGUGAUACAUGUCCCAGAGGAAAUCAGGAACCAUAAAAGAGUGUGGUGCUCUUUGGUUCCUAUUGGCGAGACUUGUGACAGUGUCACCACGAGUGGACUUAAGUGGAAUCUUGAUAAUUCUACGCUAAAGUUUGGAUGUCUCGUGAGUACAUCAAACACUUUCAGUGGAGCUGAAAAAGUGACGGUUAAAUGCAGUCACACGAUACUAUGGUCCAUGAAGAUACCUGGUAUUUUAAUGUGAUUUCGCUAUGGAGAGUACUUACUGAAUAGUUUUUAACUCUGAAAUAACCGUUUUCUAUUGGAUGUGGCUUUAUUUGUUGGUUCCGGUCGAAAUAAGAUAUUUACAAACCAUUAGGGAAAAUAUUUAUGACUCGGCCAUGGUUUAUCAAUGUGAUUUUUAUAAAAUCGACGACUAAACUGAUAUUAGAACAAAAUUUAAAACUAACUUACAUAUUUUUACUUUAUCUCAAAAAUAAUUCAGAAUGUAGUUUCAUCACCCUUUUGUACUUGCUGUUAAUUACGUUAUUUUAUAUCAUUAAGAACUUAAUUGCGUCUAGGCAUUAGGUAAGUGUAGGAUUAAUUUAAUAAAAUGCACUGCCAUGGGAUAAACUAGAUGCCUGAACCUGAAAGUUAAGACCUGUUCAUGUGAAUUUCAGUUUAUGGUAAGUGUCCUGUUUAUCAAAGGUCAACAAGUUCUGUGUUCGAAAAAUUGUAAAUGUAAAUUUAUGUACUGCGAUAUUUACUGAAAUCUUCACUUACAGUUUGUACACUACUAAUUCUACAAGUAAAUACUUUUUAAAUAUCAGCUUCUACAAGUAUAACGUCUGAACUUUUAAUAAACAGAGCACUUACUUGAUUCAUAGUAGCUGUUAAAUA